This is a messenger RNA of Tympanuchus pallidicinctus (lesser prairie-chicken), 960 nucleotides long. It is a transcript of the gene AQP10, whose product is annotated as aquaporin 10. The transcript has 6 exons. Gene Ontology annotation, molecular function: glycerol channel activity; water channel activity; urea transmembrane transporter activity. NCBI's taxonomy places the organism in Eukaryota, Metazoa, Chordata, Aves, Galliformes, Phasianidae. The record is from RefSeq and is a predicted model, not a curated record. Gene Ontology annotation, cellular component: plasma membrane; basolateral plasma membrane. Gene Ontology annotation, biological process: water transport; glycerol transmembrane transport. The coding region runs from base 55 to 912 and encodes 285 amino acids.
AUCAGGCAGCGAAGCAGCCGGUGCCGCUGCUGCUGCCCGCGUUCUGCCGGUGCCAUGAGCUACGUGUCCUUCGUGAGGAGGAUCCGAGCGCUGCUCAGCAUCCAGAACCAGCUGGCACGAGAGUGCCUGGCUGAGCUGCUGGCUGUCUUUGUGCUCAUUCUGAUCACGCUGGGCGGUGCAGCACAGAUGAUCACCAGCUCCGGGACCAAAGGGAACAUCGUCACCUCCUCGCUGGCGGGCGCCCUGGCCGUCAUGGUGGCCAUCCACACGGCGGGGGGGGUCUCUGGGGCUCACCUGAACCCGGCUUUCUCCCUCUCCAUGUCCCUGCUGGGGCAGCUCCCGUGGUGGAAGUUCCCCAUCUUUGUGGCCGUGCAGACCUUCGGGUCCUUUGUCGCCGCCGCAGCCGUCUAUGCUCUGUAUUACGAUGCCAUCUGGUCCUACAGCAACGGGACCCUCACCGUCUCCGGGCCGCAGGAGACGGCCUCCAUCUUCGCCACGUACCCCUCCGAGCACCUCUCCCUUCCCAACGGCUUCCUGGACCAGGUUCUGGGCACGGCGGUGCUGAUCGUGGGCAUCCUGGCCAUCACCGACACCCGCAACCGCGCCAUCCCGCGAGGCUUGGAGCCGCUGACCGUGGCGCUGCUGGUGCUCGCCAUCGAGGUGUCCAUGGGCUUCAACUGCGGCAGCCCCAUGAACCCCGCACGGGACUUCGGCCCGCGGCUCUUCACGUUGGCAGCAGGAUGGGGCACCGAGGUGUUCAGCAGGGGCAGCGCGUGGUGGUGGGUGCCGGUGGUGGCCCCGCUGGUGGGGGCCGCGCUGGGCACGGGGCUCUAUCAGCUCUUCGUGGCCUUCCACCACCCCGAGGAAGAGGAAGAGGACGGCGGGCGAGCACGCAGGCAGACCAAGCACUGACUGUGCCGAGCGCCAGGGAUGAGCCCAUUAAAGAGCCGAGCCGCCGCC